Caenorhabditis sp. 36 PRJEB53466 is the source of this 423-nucleotide messenger RNA. The record is from the annotation of a GenBank genome assembly. Lineage: Eukaryota; Metazoa; Nematoda; Chromadorea; Rhabditida; Rhabditidae.
AUGUGCCCCACCAACUCGGAUUCUUGGUUCUCCGACAAUUCGUCUUCGGCCGAUGCACCAAUCGAUGGCCUUGUGAACGGAACGUUCUUCACCCGCGACGAGUACGAUCGUCUCAAGAAUCCGUCGAAUUUCGAUGCUCCGGACUUUUCCUGGAUGCACGAAGAAUGGUAUAUUCGAGAAAUUGAGCGGAUCAGACACGUCGAUCCGAUUGCUUUGGAUGAAUCGGAAUCGGACGACGUACAGCCACCAAAGUCCAAAGAUCCAGAGCAUUCGGCUUUGACUGAAGACAAAUCGGGUUCGGAUGUCUCACUGGAAUCUUUGGAUCAAUCUAAUUCGAGCUCCAACUACUCUGCUCCGGAAUGCGAACAUUCCUCUUCAGUUUGGGAUCAAAAUGCCCUGAAUACUCUUCGAAUCUCCCAAUGA